Messenger RNA from Mangifera indica (mango), 1521 nucleotides. Its product is annotated as P-loop guanosine triphosphatase YjiA-like. The transcript has 10 exons. NCBI's taxonomy places the organism in Eukaryota, Viridiplantae, Streptophyta, Magnoliopsida, Sapindales, Anacardiaceae. Gene Ontology annotation, cellular component: cytoplasm. The record is from RefSeq and is a predicted model, not a curated record. Bases 165 to 1385 code for a protein of 406 amino acids.
CAAGUAACUCUAGCCGUUCGGCCUAUAUUCCAAUUUCCUUUAUUGUCGUGCCGAACCGGCCCGUUCGGCAUAACCAAACUCAAUGUCGCUGUGAUAUUGAUUCGCAGCAUAAACCCGUAUACAGGACUGGUAGGGUUUAUGGUAACAGUGAGUAAAUCUUCUUAAUGGCUACUGGGUUAUGUCUUCAAAGAGCAUCAACCAAAUAUCUCUCUUAUCUCCGUAAUUAUUUGAGACCCCUUCACUCUUUGUCCAAUUUUAAUGAUAAAUCUUGGCUUGGAAAUUCCAGGGGCUUUGCCUCUGAGCCAAAUUACAGUAUCAACGAGGCCGGAGCCUCUGCUUUGGGCGUCGAUAAUCGUGUUCCGGCUACCGUUGUUACGGGUUUCCUCGGUUCUGGAAAGACGACUCUACUGAAUCACAUUCUAACGGCUGAGCAUGGCAAGCGGAUUGCUGUCAUUGAAAAUGAGUAUGGCGAGGUAGAUAUUGACGGAUCAUUGGUUGCUAGUCAUUCCUCUGUAUCUGAAGACAUUGUCAUGGUUAAUAAUGGGUGUCUCUGCUGUACAGUACGUGGAGAUCUAGUUAAAAUGCUCCUGGAGUUGGCUAAGAAAAAACGAGACAAGUUUGAUCAUAUUGUUAUUGAAACAACAGGCCUUGCUAAACCAGCACCAGUUAUAGAAACAUUUUGUGCUGAUGAACUGGUUUCAAAGUAUGUUAAACUGGAUGGAGUUGUCACAUUGGUUGACUCUAAGCAUGCUAUGCAACAUUUGAAUGAAGUGAAACCACGAUUUGUGGUGAAUGAGGCAGUAGAACAAGUUGCUUAUGCUGAUCGUAUUAUUUUGAACAAGAUAGAUUUGGUGACUGAGACUGAAUUGCAGAGAUUAACAGAGAAAAUCAAGCAUAUCAAUGCAAUGGCACCAAUUAAGCUAGCUAAAUAUGGAUCCGUUGACAUGGAUUUUGUUUUGGGUGUUGGAGGAUAUGAUCUUGAAAGAAUUGAUUCUGAAAUUCAUGGAGAUAGUUCUCAUGGUGCCACCCACCAUCAUGAAACUGGGUGUGGUCACCAUAAAGGGCAUCAUCAUGAUCAUGUACACGAUUCUGCUGUAUCAAGUGUCAGCAUUAUUUCCGAGGGAACUCUUGAUCUUGAUGAGGUGGAUGAUUGGCUUGAAAGAUUGAUAGAAGAGAAAGGGGAGGACUUGUACAGAAUGAAGGGUAUCUUGUGUGUGAAUGGUUCCGACCAGCGUUACGUGUUCCAGGGGGUUCAUUCGAUGUUGGAUGGCUGUCCGGGCAAAACAUGGGGAGCCGAUGAGAGGAAAAUAAACAAGAUUGUCUUCAUUGGAAGAAAUUUGGAUGAAAUUGCCCUUAGAAAGGGGUUCAAAGGCUGUUUAGUAUAACUUCAAUUAUAGGAAAAAGAAAAUUCAAAACGUAUUGUAGAACUUCAACAAUGUUACUGUAUUUUCUGAUGUUUUUGUUAGUGAUUAUAAACAAAAUCUAUUCUAAAACGACAAAGAAAAAUUUUACGAAACCAAA